AUGGAGAGAGAAGAGCCUGAGAUGCUGGGCAGUGAGGUGGAGCAGAUGGGUGGAAGAGCUGAUGUGAUCCUGGACCCGGACACUGCCAACCCCCUGCUGGUGCUGGCAGAGGCCGGCAGGGCCGUGUGGCGCGGCGCCAGCUGGAGCCUGCUGCCCGACUGCCCCCAGCGCUUCGACACCGAGCCCUGCGUGCUGGGCUGCCCUGCCUUCAGCUCGGGCACGCACUGCUGGCAGGUGGAGGUGGCCGAGGCCGGCGACUGGUGGGCUGUGGGAGUGGCCCUGGACUCUGUCAGGAGGAAAGGGGUCCUCAGGUUUGCCCCCCAGGAGGGCAUCUGGGCCGUGGGGCAGUGGUUUGGGCAGUACCUUGCUUUCACCGACCCUGACUGGACCCCCCUGAGCCUUGCCCGCAGUCCCAGGGCCGUCCAGGUCUGCCUGGACCUCACCACGGGGCAGGUGACCUUUGCUGAUGCUGAGAACCGAGCGCAGCUCUUCGCUUUCUGCCUGGCCGCCGGCCCCGGGGCCGCCCUCCGCCCGUGGCUCUGGGUGGGGAUGGACUCCUGGCUCAGGCUGUGUCCCUGA
Messenger RNA from Dryobates pubescens (Downy woodpecker), 579 nucleotides. RefSeq names its product thaicobrin-like. NCBI's taxonomy places the organism in Eukaryota, Metazoa, Chordata, Aves, Piciformes, Picidae. The record is from RefSeq and is a predicted model, not a curated record. Bases 1 to 579 code for a protein of 192 amino acids. Gene Ontology annotation, molecular function: protein binding. The transcript has 2 exons.